AUGGAUCGCAAUGCAAGAGCAAGAGCGGGAGGAGUCGUUGAUGUUUGGGCAGAAAUCACAGGGGCACCGGAACAACAACAGCAAUCUACAGUCCAACCCAUCUAUCAGAGAAGACGUCAACCGUCUCUCCCUACCCCCACUGACUCAGACCACCAGCUGAGGCCGCAACACUCUAACCACAGUCGCGUCAGUUUCGCCGCCGCCGCUGACGCCAAGCGCGUCAGUUGGAAUCGCUCGCUUUCCACCAGAGGGAGGACAAGCAUUGCUGUUGCUCCUUGCGUGGCCAAUGAACCACAACAAAAGCAGCCCAGGAGAAGGGGAAAACCACCUGUUCCUAAAGGAAAGAUUGCAGAACAUCCGAACUUCGAGAAGGAGAGAGAAUAUUUCCGAGAUGUUGAUUCCUUUGAGUUAUUGGAGGAGAGCCCUUCAUCAAAACACUUUGGGACAUGGGCAACGGGUAAUCAAACUGUCCCUGAUCCUAUACCACCUAUUUCAUCCAGAUUAGAGAAGUGGCUCUUAUCAAAGAAGAUAAACUUCAGUUGUGGGCCUUCUUCCACUUUGUCCAAAAUAUUGGAAACUCCUGCUUCAAUGGAUCACAUAUAUACCGAUGAUCUGGAUUCUUCAAUUGUGAAAACUCUUGAAAAGUGCGGUCCAAAAUCACUUGUUCAAGUUUGUGAAGAUAUAAGUGCAAGUUAUGGUGACCAAGGUUGUGAAGAUAUAAAUGCUUCCAUUAGGAAGCUUUCCUUGGCAUCUACAACAACAUCACAUUUUGAUCGUAUUGAUCCAUUUACCGCUUUGCUGGGAAUCUGUGAACAGUCAACACCGUUACAAUUUCUUGAUAUUUUCUCUAAGUAUUGUGCCCCAGAAAAUAUUGCUAAAGUUGGUGAAGGUACUUAUGGAGAAGCCUUCAGAGCAGGCAAUACUGUUUGCAAAAUAGUUCCGUUUGAUGGGGAUUUCCCAGUAAAUGGAGAAGUGCAAAAGAAAUCGGAAGAAUUGCUUGAGGAGGCUGUGCUUUCAAAAGCUCUUAAUAGUUUACGAGAAUUUGAGAAGAAUGAUUUUAAUGCUUGCACGACCUUUAUAGAAACAAUUGAUUUAAAGGUCUGCCAAGGUUUGUAUGAUGCGGCAUUGGUUAGAACUUGGGAAAAAUGGGAUGAAAAGAAUGGCUCAGAAAAUGAUCACCCCAAAGAAUUCCCAGAGAAACAGCGCUAUCUCGUAUUUGUCCUACAACAUGGUGGCAAAGAUCUUGAAAGCUUUGUACUUGAGAAUUUUGAUGAAGCACGAAGUUUAUUGGUUCAGGUUACGGCAGCCAUGGCUGUGGCUGAAGCUGCAUAUGAAUUUGAACACCGUGACUUGCAUUGGGGAAACAUACUUUUGAGCCGAAAAGAUUCUGUCACUAUGAAAUUUAUGCUAGAGGGCAAACAAAUAUCCUUCAGGACAUAUGGAUUAUCAGUGUCAAUAAUUGAUUUUACGUUGUCGAGAUUAAACACCGGAGAAAACAUACUCUUUUUGGAUCUGUCACAGGACCCUUAUCUUUUCAAAGGUCCAAAAGGAGAUAAACAAUCAGAAACAUAUAGAAAAAUGAAGGAGGUUACAGAAGAUCACUGGGAAGGAAGUUUUCCCAGAACAAAUGUGUUAUGGUUAAUAUACUUGGUGGACAUACUGCUGCUGAAGAAAACAUAUUUACGUUCUUCAAAGAAUGAGAGAGACAUGCGGUCUCUGAAAAAGCGUCUGGACAAAUAUGAUUCAGCUAAGGAAGCUAUUUUCGAUCCCUUCUUCGAGGACUUGCUUGUGAAUAAUUAAAACUUUUGAAGGCUUGAAUGAAUGAUUCGAAAUAUUGUGUUUGGUACUGCUUUGUAAUGGGAAAUGGAUGCAGCCUGGUUCUGGGGCUUGGGGUAUUAGUUAAUGAGGCAUUGA
Hibiscus syriacus is the source of this 1914-nucleotide messenger RNA. Its product is annotated as serine/threonine-protein kinase haspin homolog. NCBI's taxonomy places the organism in Eukaryota, Viridiplantae, Streptophyta, Magnoliopsida, Malvales, Malvaceae. Gene Ontology annotation, biological process: mitotic cell cycle; intracellular signal transduction; protein phosphorylation. The record is from RefSeq and is a predicted model, not a curated record. Gene Ontology annotation, molecular function: histone H3T3 kinase activity; ATP binding. The coding region runs from base 1 to 1800 and encodes 599 amino acids. Gene Ontology annotation, cellular component: nucleus; cytoplasm. The transcript has 13 exons.